AACAUAAUCAUCGUGUUGAAUGAAGUGAUCUGUUUAAUCAAUGUGCAAAUAGUGAAGGUCUGGACUGGGUUGUGGGAGUGUUGACGUGUUUUGCAGUUCGCUGCUAUUGUUGUUGCAGUUUCAAAUGGCAAUAUUUGUUUACUUUUUUGACAUACCAGAGGACACAUUUUCAGUGCUCAUAACAAUACUGCGGUAAACAACGAUGAUAGCGGAUAAGUCACGCCUGACUAAUUGACGUUGAAUUAUACACUCCGCUGAUAGCCGCUGACCUGAUCAGCCGUAGUGAUAACGGCAAACACAUCGAUAUUGUCGAAAACUACUUUCACUUUCGUUUAAGAUUAAUUUUGUAAGAGUUCAGAUGCUUAAAAAACUUCACAAAGUUUAGCCAGGAUGGUAGGCAGACUUUCGGUUGCUGAUAAAAAGCAGCUAGAAAGAUACAUCCAAGCUGGUCCGAAGGACAUCAGUCUGCUGUACAGUUUUACCAAAAAUGGGGCAGAUGCAUCAGUCUUCCACCAGCAUUGCAACAAUAAAGGCCCAACAGUUACUGUUGUUUUCAGUACGCUGGGGACAGUUUACGGGGGAUAUACUGAGAAAAGUUGGGCACCAGGCAGUAUGUAUUUAAGGGACGAACAUGCCUUCCUCUUCCGUCUACAACAGACUGGAAAGGCAGCUCCUGCAAAGUGUCCGGUCAAUACGGCCGAUAAGGCCAUUUAUUGUAACAAUGGAUAUGGGCCUACAUUUGGAGGCGGUUAUGAUUUGAGUACAUUCAAUGGUGCACUAACCGUUCAGAAUGGCAAGUAUACAACAAAUGCUAGUUGCAACUUCGGAUAUUCAUACGACAUGGGUGGAGUGCCGACAGAAGAGUUUACAGACAACAUAAAAACUAUCACAGAAUUAGAGGUAUAUAGCGUUAGAGAUUCAGUCUUAGUACCCACCUGGAGAGAGAUAGGAGGAUGGAAACAACAGGACCUAGAUGACCUGAAAAAUGAAAUGGACACCUGGUCACCACCUCAUGAUGUCGGUCUUAACUCAGCAAAUAUUCUUCUCCUUGGUUCUUGUGGAGCUGGAAAAUCAAGCUUCUUCAACACCAUUACUUCAGUUUUCCGUGGCCGUAUCACAAGACAAGCUGUAUGUGGCAGCUCUGAACAGGGCUUAACAGUAAAGUAUCGCAUGCAUAGUGUACGAGGUUCAGCCCUAACCAAGCCGAUGAAAUUUAAAUUGUGUGAUACGAGAGGGAUUGAAGAAAAUCAAGGUAUUGAUGGCACAGAGUUGGACUAUCUAUUAGAAGGCAAUAUACCAAAUGGUUACAAGUUUAAUCCAUCUACACCGAUAUCUACUGAUGUACGAGUAUCUGGAUUCGUUUCAACACCAUCAUUGAACAACAAGAUUCACUGUGUCUGCUUUGUCAUCGAUGGAAGCACAGUCACUGCCAUGUCCGAGAAAAUGCUCUACAAACAAAUGUUUGCCAGAAAGGCCAUUUUGGGUUUCUCGUGUAGAAAAAUCCUAGCAUUGACGAUGCAGGAAAACAAGUACUUGCCACAAUUAGUUCUAGUGACGAAAAUUGACAAGGUUUGCUCCCACGUAGAAGAGGACGUGUCCACAGUAUUUCAAAGCGUUGCCAUUCAAGAAUUAGUUGAUAAAGUUUCACACAUGUUCGGUGUGCCAAGGAAUCACGUCCUACCUGUGAAAAAUUACGAGAAGGAACUAACCAUCAGAAAUGACGUCAGCAUACUGGCACUACUUUCUCUGCGGCAGAUUCUACACGCAACCGAAGAUUUCAUGUUUAAUCUUCUGGAUUUGAUGGAUAAAGAAAUGAAGGACUCGGAAUCUUUGGAAUGA
This is a messenger RNA of Mercenaria mercenaria, 1839 nucleotides long. Its product is annotated as interferon-induced protein 44-like. The coding region runs from base 391 to 1839 and encodes 482 amino acids. The record is from RefSeq and is a predicted model, not a curated record. NCBI's taxonomy places the organism in Eukaryota, Metazoa, Mollusca, Bivalvia, Venerida, Veneridae. The transcript has 9 exons.